Messenger RNA from Exophiala spinifera, 990 nucleotides. RefSeq lists its product as uncharacterized. Bases 1 to 990 code for a protein of 329 amino acids. The record is from RefSeq and is a predicted model, not a curated record. NCBI's taxonomy places the organism in Eukaryota, Fungi, Ascomycota, Eurotiomycetes, Chaetothyriales, Herpotrichiellaceae. Gene Ontology annotation, molecular function: methyltransferase activity. The transcript is spliced from 2 exons.
AUGAGCUCCCCAGGGCAGAUUUCAGACCAUGCCAAUUUCGAAAUCGAGGCGGAUGAACUGAACGAAGCAGAUUCGACACUGGGGGACGAUAUUUCUCAAGCUACCGAAUCUAUCCGGUCCAGCCUGCACCAGGGGGUCGUGGAAAAUGGGCGACAAUACCACAAAUACAAAGAUGGCUCGUACAUUCUUCCCGAGGACGACAUGGAACAAGAGAGACUAGACCUACAGCAUGAGAUGUUCCUCAAAUCCUUCGGCCGCAAACUGUAUCUGGCCCCCAUAGACUGCGAGCUCCACGAGGUUUUGGACCUUGGGACGGGCACUGGAAUGUGGGCAAUUCAAUUUGCGGACGAGCAUCCCCGGUCGAGCGUCCUCGGCAUCGACCUGAGUCCCAUGCAGCCAACGUCGGUCCCGCCGAACUGCAAGUUCGAAGUGGACGACUUCGACACUCCGUGGGCGUUUCAAAAGCAAUUUGACUUCAUCCACGGUCGAAUGCUGCUCACUGCCAGCGCCGAUUUUCCCGCGUUGUUCCGUCGGGCGUACGAUUCGCUGAAGCCAGGGGGGUGGUUCGAAAUGCAAGAUCUCUACAUGCCGCUCCUAUCGGACGACGGGACUUUAGAGGGCACUGCGUUUGGAGAAUGGAAUGAGAAAUACAUGGAAGCUUGUGCGGUCCUCAAAAGGGAUCCCUCGUGGACAGCGAAGUACAAGGAAUGGAUCACGGGAGCAGGCUUCACGAACGUGAAAGAACAAAUCUUCAAGUGGCCCAUUAACCCGUGGCCGAAAGACAAGUAUCUGAAGGAGAUGGGCCUUUGGAACAUGGUCAACAUGCUCGACGGGUUGGAUGGAUUCACCGUUAGACUGUGGACGGUGGCCCUAGGAAUGGCAGUUGAGGAUAUCCAAGCCUUCCUCGUCUCGGUGCGGAAGGACAUCAGAGACACCAAGAUUCAUUCCUACUGGCCCAUACAUGUCGUCUACGGCCAGAAGCCCAAGUAA